This is a messenger RNA of Theobroma umbraticum, 601 nucleotides long. Lineage: Eukaryota; Viridiplantae; Streptophyta; Magnoliopsida; Malvales; Malvaceae. The record is from RefSeq and is a predicted model, not a curated record.
UCUCCCCUGGAACAUCGCCGCCUUCUCUUCUAGAAACCGAACUCUCUGAAAGCCAUUUUUUUUUUAUUCUUAUUAUUGAAAAUCACCAUCAAAGUUCUUGAGAAAUUCCAAAGCAAAGAAAAACGAAAAGAGAGAUGGGCGCAGCACAAGCGAUGAAGAGAAUCCCUCGCAUCAAAUUUCCUCAAAGACACCCCAAUCCUUCCGGUUCUGGAUUGCAGCCUCAAGCUGGAACAAAACCCGGUGAUGGUGAUCUAACUUUUUUCUCUAGCUCUAAGGCUCCUACAACUGUUGGAGGGAAAGCUUCUCUUCAGCCUAAAAGAACACCUGUUUCCAAUGAGGAAAUUGAGGCUAUUUUGUUGGGUGGCUGUUUCUGAUCAUCUGAUGGAGGUUCAACAAGGAAAGACAAUUUUCUCAUUUACAUGGAAACACAAUUACAUGGACUAUGGACUUUUAGUUUGCUCAUUUCUUUUUCAUGUCUGAAUAUUGAAACCUUAAUUUUCUAAUGAUAUUGGUGUGUGGUGAGGAAAACAGAGAAAGGGACAACACCAUUUUCAGUGAAUAAACACAUAGAAAAGUUAUUGAAUUGAAGCCUUUUCUAAUC